Antechinus flavipes (yellow-footed antechinus) is the source of this 1176-nucleotide messenger RNA. RefSeq names its product E3 ubiquitin-protein ligase TRIM11-like. The coding region runs from base 1 to 1176 and encodes 391 amino acids. Gene Ontology annotation, molecular function: zinc ion binding. Lineage: Eukaryota; Metazoa; Chordata; Mammalia; Dasyuromorphia; Dasyuridae. The transcript has a single exon. The record is from RefSeq and is a predicted model, not a curated record.
AUGGAUGCUGUCAAACUAGUCCAGAAUCUCCAGCAGGAGACCACCUGCAGCGUCUGCCUGACAUUCUUCUCAAAGCCUGUCACCCUUGCCUGUGGGCACAGCUUUUGCCAAAUGUGUCUGACCAGAAGCAUGGGAAAUGAGGUCACAUAUUUCACUUGCCCCGAAUGCAGGAAAAUCUCCCACAACUUCUCUGGCCUCAAUGUGCGCCUGUCAAAGCUGCUGGCUGUCUGUAAGAAUCUCAAUCCUCAGAACCUGAAGAAUCCUGUAGGACAAAAAUACUGUCAGAAGCACCAGCAAGUCCCCAAGCUCUUCUGUAAGGAGGACCAGAUCUCCCUCUGUAUAUCUUGUGCUGAAGGUCAGGAGCAUGCAGCUCACACCUUUUCUCCCAUUAAAGAGGCUGCUCAGAACUGCAGGAAAAAGCUCAAAGACACUGUACCUCAUUUGAGAAAGAAGAUCAAGGAAUGGAAGAAACUGAAAUCUUCAAAGAAGGAUAAACUAGAUAAAAUGUGGAGAAAGUUAAUUAGAGGAGAAUAUGCAAUAAUUCAUCAAUUCCUCUAUGAGGAGGAGAAGAAAUAUAUGGACAGAUUGAAAUAUGAUGAAUACAAGUCUUCCCAGCUAAGGGACAACUACUGUAAGACAAUAAAUCAACAUGCGAAAAACAUGGAAGAUACUCUCCAAGAGAUAGAUGAAACAACAUGCAGACCAGAUUUGGACCUGCUUGAGGAAAGCAAAGAGCUGUUGACAACAAGUGAGUCACUGCUCUCUGAAAAACCAGAGUCUUUCACUCUGCAAUUAAGAAAAUAUCCUGUCACUGGGAUGAGGAACUGUCUAGAGAAAUUCAAAGUAAAUAUCACUAUGGAUCCUGUGACAGCCAGUAACUUCGUGGUUAUAUCCGAGGAUUUGAAGAAGGUAAAACAUGGAGAUAACUGUCCAGAGCAGUCCAACUGCCCUGAAAAAUUUCCUUAUUAUUUUGUCUUUGCUGAGCAAUCAUUUGAUUCUGGCAUCUACUACUGGGAGGUGGAUGUGAAGGAGCAACCUCAAUGGGCACUGGGGUUAGCCACCAAGUCCCUCAGGAAGAGGAAGACCACACAGUACUCAGUUGAAUAUCUAUACAUACUUUGCUUCGAGAAGAGAGGAAAUAAAUUCUACCUCGUCACCCGACCAGGAUCAGUUUGA